AUGGACACUGGUCCAAUUUCAGGGACUUCUUCAUCUUCUGGCCUUUCGACUCCUCAGGCUACAUCUAAGGCCGCACCGACUAUGUCGAUGAGUCGGAAACCCGCUUUACCGAAACGCACUCUCGAUGCACCCGACGUUUUCGAUAUGUUUGACGCUCUACACGAUGAAACGACCCUCCAAUAUAACCGCAGUAAACUAAGGAACAUUAUUCAUUUCCGCAGAUCAAAAAAACGUAUUGAGCAGCAGCCAUUACCAUCGAUAGAAUAUGAUAGUGAUGAGGAAAUUCCUGAAGACGUGCUCAUGGCUUCCUAUAAACAGGACAUUGCAUUGCUGCAUCAUACACUGAGGCAUGCACGACGCAUCGUUGUUAUUUCCGGUGCUGGGAUUUCUGUGGCUGCAGGAAUUCCAGAUUUCCGCUCAACCACAGGACUUUUCCGACUCUUGCGAAAUGAGUUCCGCCUCAAGGGUGGGGUGAGUUCUGGGCAGCAGAUGUUUGACGCGUCGCAUGUUUUUAGCAACCAACAGACUCUUGAUAAUUUCCACACUACAGUAUGCGAUUUGCACACCUUAUGCCAACAGUGCCAACCAACACCAUUUCAUGAGCUGAUAGACUCGAUUUCCCAAGAUAACCGGCUACUACGGUUGUACACACAGAAUAUUGAUGGGCUGGAUACCGGGUUGCCGCACCUGGCUACCAAACAUCCAUUGGUUGAGCCUUGGCCCAAAACGGUACAGCUUCACGGAACCAUUACCUCGAUGAUUUGCUCCAAGUGCAGCUGGACUGCGGACUUUGAUCCUAAUGUGUUCCACAAUGUCUCUCAAGAUACCCCUACAAAUGAUGAUGAGGAGGAGAAGAAUUGUGACAAUGAUAAUACCCAGGAAGACGAAGAAGGAUAUGAUAGUGAUAACGAAACUAUUAUUGAGGUGCCCACAAUACCCGAGUGUCCAGAAUGCAUUGAAAUGGAUGGUGUACGGGCAGUAGCUGGCAAGCGAUCACAAGGUGUCGGAACAUUACGUCCCAAAAUUGUUCUGUAUAAUGAACCGAACCCGGAUGCUGAGGCGAUUGGACAGAUCACAGAACAGGAUUUAUUGAAGAAGCCCGACGCGCUGGUAGUGGUGGGGACCUCACUGAAGAUCCCAGGGGUACGGCGGAUGGUACGUGAAAUGUCACAAGCAGUGCAUGCAGCACGCGGAUGCUCUGUGUGGAUGAACAUUGACGACCCGUCUGCGUUGAGCGGCCGCGAGUUUGAAGCUUGUUUUGAUUUGAUUAUUAAGGGCGACUGCCAGAUUUUGCCGCAAAUGCUUUGCGACUAUGAAGAGGAAAAGCGGCUGUAUGAAGAGGAAAAACAGGCGCAGAGAAAGAUCAAGGCAGAAGCGCGGGCCAUUCGCCAGAAAUUAGCAUUAGAAAAACAGGUUAGCGCAGCAGCUGCAGCGCUCAUUGCGGCAGCCGAGGCGGACCGCUCGGAUAGUUCGAUUGCAUCGCGGUCUAUGUCAGAAGGUUCUGUGACUUCCAGUCGGUUAACAUCGCUUGAGCCAAUUGGAGAGUUACCCUCGGCAGUUGUUACCAAGACAAAGACUGCUGUUACAGCAGCAACUAGCACAGGAACAACAACUGCACCAGUAAUAGCUGCAGGACGGUCGAAGUCGACAAGCGCGCUCAAUAAACGGAGCAGCAGCCGGGAUGUUGUUGCAGAGGUAAAACGGAUAUGCGCUGCAGAAAAGAAACCAAAACGGGUUUUGGGAACAGCCAAGAAGGCUCAAGUGGAGUGUUCUGGUGAGAAUCGUAUCAAGGGAGAGAACACGACAACAAAUAAAGCAUCGUCUGCGGUAAAGACACCUCUUAUCAAGGCUACAAAAACAUCAUCUGCCAAGGCUGUGAAAACACGUUCUGUUAAAGUCACCAGGACUCCAUCAGUUAAGGCCACUAAGACUCCAUCGGUCAAAAGUCAGGUUGUGAAGAAGGAAGAUGGAACAGUAGUAACUAAUUCAUCUCUACCUAAGCCUAACAAUCGACAAAAAAUAUUUGUUCCACCACUUGACGAAAAGUCUCCUAAUACUACGGCUCCUUCAAGCAUUUCCGUGGACAGCUAA
Magnusiomyces paraingens is the source of this 2091-nucleotide messenger RNA. RefSeq lists its product as uncharacterized. The transcript has a single exon. Gene Ontology annotation, molecular function: NAD+ binding; histone deacetylase activity, NAD-dependent. Bases 1 to 2091 code for a protein of 696 amino acids. The record is from RefSeq and is a predicted model, not a curated record. Gene Ontology annotation, cellular component: mating-type region heterochromatin. Gene Ontology annotation, biological process: negative regulation of transcription by RNA polymerase II; pericentric heterochromatin formation; regulation of DNA repair. Lineage: Eukaryota; Fungi; Ascomycota; Dipodascomycetes; Dipodascales; Dipodascaceae.